This is a messenger RNA of Leucoraja erinaceus (little skate), 2309 nucleotides long. RefSeq names its product RNA-binding protein Nova-1-like. The record is from RefSeq and is a predicted model, not a curated record. Gene Ontology annotation, biological process: mRNA splicing, via spliceosome; regulation of alternative mRNA splicing, via spliceosome. NCBI's taxonomy places the organism in Eukaryota, Metazoa, Chordata, Chondrichthyes, Rajiformes, Rajidae. Gene Ontology annotation, cellular component: nucleus; cytoplasm. Gene Ontology annotation, molecular function: mRNA binding.
GAUGUGUAUCAAUGUGAGGGUAGAAGUGGCUACAAUGUACCAGCGUUCGGAGUGACUGAUACAUCCACAAUUGCGACGGUGACCUCCCCUUGCAGAGAAAGCCCUGUGUUGUAUCCUGGUGCUACCUCCUUCCUCUCUCUCUCCCUCCCCCCCCCACCCCCAAAAAAAAACUCCACUCCCCUCCCCUGAAUAACAUCCAUCCCCGUGCAAAACCUCCAGAACGCAAAAACGAACCCACAAAAAGAGGGGUAGGGUGUUUCAAAAAAGGAAAUCUCAGUCCCACUGCCUGUGUGUGUGUGCGUGUCUCUAUAUAUCUGUGUCUCUUUCUCUCUGUCUGUCCCCCUCUCUCUUUCUCUCUGUCUGUCCCCCUCUCUCUUUCUCUCUGUCUGUCCCCCUCUCUCUUUCUGUCGCUGUCUCUCUCUCUCUCUCUGUCGCUGUCUCUCUCUCUCCCUCUCUCCCUCUGCCUCUCUCCUCCACAAUUGUUUAACAAUGAUGGCCCCUAUGCAACAGAAUGGGAAUCACAUAGAACUCGAUCCCCCAGACUCAAGGAAGAGGCCAUUAGAAGCGCCCAUCGAUGCCGGCAGUACAAAACGGACUAACACAGGAGAAGAAGGCGAAUUUUUCAUGAAGGUCCUGAUUCCCAGUUACGCUGCUGGUUCGAUCAUCGGCAAGGGAGGCCAGACCAUCGUCCAGUUGCAGAAGGAGACGGGCGCCACCAUCAAGCUGUCCAAAUCCAAAGACUUCUACCCUGGUACCACCGAGAGGGUUUGCCUGAUCCAGGGGACGGUGGAAGCUUUGAACGCCGUCCAUGACUUCAUCGCGGAGAAGGUCCGGGAGAUGCCGCAGAAUGUCGGCAAGGCGGAGCCCGUCAACAUCCUCCAACCCCAGACCAACGUCAACCCAGACCGGGUCAAGCAAGCCAAGCUGAUUGUCCCCAACAGCACGGCCGGGCUGAUCAUCGGCAAGGGUGGGGCGACGGUGAAGGCGGUGAUGGAGCAGUCGGGGGCCUGGGUGCAGCUUUCACAGAAGCCCGAGGGCAUCAACCUGCAGGAGAGGGUGGUGACGGUGAGCGGCGAGUCGGAGCAGAACCGCAAGGCCGUUGAGCUGAUGGUGCAGAAGAUACAGGAGGAUCCACAAAGCGGAAGCUGCCUCAACAUCAGCUACGCCAACAUCUCGGGUCCGGUGGCCAACUCUAACCCCACCGGCUCCCCGUACGCCAACUCGGCCGAGGGGUUGCCGGCGGCUGCAGCGGCGGCUUCUGCAGCCGGCCUGCUGGGCCACGCCAACCUGGCGGGCGUGGCGGGCUUCACCGCCGGCCUGUCGGGCUUCACCGGCAACGACCUGCUGGCCAUCAGCUCGGCCCUCAACACCCUGGCCAGCUACGGCUACAACACCAACUCGCUCGGGUUGGGCCUCAACCCGGCCACGGCCACGGGCGUGCUGGCGGCGGUGGCGGCAAACGCCAACCCCGCCGCGGCCGCCGCCGCCAACCUGCUGGCCUCGUACGCCAACGAGGCGUCAGGCGGUGCCAACGCCCCGACCGGUACCUUCUCCCUCGGCUCGCUGACGGCCGCCACCAACGGUUACUUCAGCUCCGCUGCUGCCGCCGCUGCUGCUGCCGCUGCCGCCGCCGCCUCGUCGCCGCUGGCCGCCGCCGGCUCCAUCCUGGCCGCCGAGAAGCUGAGCGAGGGCGCCAAGGACGUGGUGGAGAUCGCCGUGCCGGAGAACCUGGUGGGCGCCAUUUUGGGCAAGGGCGGGAAGACGCUGGUGGAGUACCAGGAGUUGACUGGCGCCCGCAUCCAGAUCUCCAAAAAGGGGGAGUUUGUCCCCGGCACCAGGAACCGCAAGGUGACCAUCACCGGCACAGCCGCUGCCACACAAGCAGCACAGUAUUUAAUCAGCCAGAGGAUCACGUAUGAGCAAGGAGUCCGUGCCGCCAACCUCCAGAAGGUCGGCUAAAAAAAAAACCCAACCCAACCCAACCCAAACUAACCCAAACACAGCGCCAGAAACAAACAGGUGGCCACACUUCUUUUUUUUUAAAAAGAGAGAUAAACUGAAAAAGGGGCUUAUAUAGUACUUGAUCUAAUUAAAAAAAACAAAACGUCUUGUAUUAAUAUAUUAUAUGAAAUGUCAGAGAUCUGUUUAUAUGUAAAUAAUGUUUUCUGCAUAUCCAUGGAGACCUUGUCUUCAAGUUGAUUUGGGUUUCCUCUUCCCCUGACCUAUCCCUGGCUUUUAUCCCAACCCCAACAUCUCUUCCUCUCCUCUCCUCUCCUCUCCUCUCCUCUCCUCUCCACUCCUCUCCUCUC